Molecule: messenger RNA, 1946 nt
Organism: Seriola dumerili (greater amberjack)
Lineage: Eukaryota; Metazoa; Chordata; Actinopteri; Carangiformes; Carangidae
Product: solute carrier family 2, facilitated glucose transporter member 11-like
Exons: 12
Coding region: 53-1537 (494 amino acids)
Biological process (GO): monosaccharide transmembrane transport
Cellular component (GO): membrane
Molecular function (GO): hexose transmembrane transporter activity
Source: RefSeq, a predicted model, not a curated record
UACUGGUCCUUGGCUCCUUCUGCAGCGAGCAUCCAGGGAGCCAGUGCAGAAAAUGGAAGGUGCAUCAAAGAAGCUGCAGUACUGGAGGCUUUACGUGCUGUCGCUGGUGUUGGGAAUCGGUGGGUCAUUUCAGUAUGGGAUUCAAGUGUCUGUCAUCGCUUCUCCAGCAGUGCACAUUCAGAGUUUUGUAAACUACACAUGGAUGUUGAGGUACGAAGCUCCGGUGGACGAGUCUGCUGACCAGCUCAUCUGGUCCUUUAUUGUGGCUGUGUUAAGUCUUGGAGCCUGGACCGGGGCUAUUCACAGUGGCAGCCUUCCUGUCACUUAUGGCCGGAAAAAAGCUCUAUUGUUCAACAAUGUUGUGGCGAUUGUCGCUGCCCUGCUCAUGCUCUUCAGUCGCAUGGCCAAAUCUUUUGAGAUGAUCUUGCUGGGCAGAUUUCUCUACGGAUAUAAUGUUGGUCUUGGCCUGAGUGUUCACCUCAUGUAUCUCGGGGAGAGUUCGCCAAAGAAACUCAGAGGUUUCCUGACUCUCACAACCUCAAUCUUCAUCGGCUUUGGGAAAAUUGCUGGUCAAAUAAUUGGCAUCAAGGAGAUGAUGGGGACAGAAGAAAUGUGGCCUUAUCUCUUGGCUGUUAGUGGUCUUCCUGCCAUCCUGCAGUUUGUGACCCUACUUUUCUUCCCUGAGGCACCUCGAUACCUUUACAUUGACAAAGGAGAUGCCGAAGGCAGCAAAAGAGCCCUGCAGUGGUUGUGGCAGGAGGAUAACUUAAAGCUGGAGCUGGACGACAUGCAGAAAGAGAGAGAGAGCACACAGGGAGAGAAGGUGAAGACGGUGAAGGACGUACUGAGCUCUCGCUGUGUGAGAUGGCAGCUGCUGACUCUGGCCAUCCCCUGCGCCGGUGUUCAGUUCUGCGGCAUCAAUGCUUUGUACUUCUAUGCCUUUGACAUCUUCCGCGAGUCAGGAGUGCCAGAGGACCAGAUGCAUUACUUGGCCAUCGGUCUUGGAGCAACAGAGCUCAUCACUGUAACCCUCUGUUCCUUCUUGAUAGAUCGUUCUGGCAGAAAGAAGCUGAUGGGCUAUGGCUAUCUAUUGAUGGGUGUCACCAUGUCUCUACUCACUGUCAUGCUGUCCAUCAAGGAUCUGAAUUCAUGGAUCCCAUAUGUGAACAUCGGCCUGAUCUUUUGUGUCAUCGGCAUUUAUGGACUUGGACCUUCCGGAGUGUCUAUGGCUCUUCCUGCUGACCUCUUCCUACAAGCCUGGCGUCCUUCUGCUUAUGUGAUCAGUGGGACGAUCAGCUGGCUCAGCAUGUUCCUUGUGGGGAUGUUAUUCGGCUAUAUAGUGGAUGGACUUGGGCAGUUCUGCUUCCUGAUUUUCGUAGUUUACUGCUUUUUAAGUGGAGCAUUUCUGAUUCAUUUUGUCCCUGAGACCAAAGGAAAAACAAUGGUUGAGAUUAUGGAGGACUUUAACAAAUUGAAUUACAAGAACAGUGGAGCCGACAUUGAAAAGACUAAGGAUUGUCUUACAACUAAAUUAUAAUUUUAUUUUAAAUUUUUUACUUUAUUUAUCACUUUUCUGUCAUUUUUUUUAAUGAACUUUUAAGUAAGAAUCUUUCAAUUCAACACUAAAAUGUAUGUAUUUCAGGGACCAAUCUUUUCAUUAAUUGUAACUUAUUCUACACAAACAAAUGUGAUACUUUCAGUUAACACCAGAAAUGUUUUAGGCAGAUCAUAUACACUCACCGAGCACUUUAUUAGGAACACCUGUACACCCGCUUAUUCAUGCAAUUAUCCAAUUCGCCAAUCAUGUGGCAUACAAAUUACAAUACACAAUACAUAAAAUCAGGUAGAUACCUGUCAGGAGCUUCAGCUAACGUUCACAUUAAAAAUCAGAAUGUGGAAAAAAUGUUAUGGGUUUGAAUAUUUCUGAAACUGCUGAUCUCCUGGGA